Pseudoliparis swirei is the source of this 1316-nucleotide messenger RNA. RefSeq lists its product as uncharacterized. NCBI's taxonomy places the organism in Eukaryota, Metazoa, Chordata, Actinopteri, Perciformes, Liparidae. The record is from RefSeq and is a predicted model, not a curated record. The coding region runs from base 423 to 1277 and encodes 284 amino acids. The transcript is spliced from 2 exons.
UUAGUUCAAGCAGAGCAUGUGCGUUGUUUGUGGGCUACACAAGGUGAGCAACACACUCGUGUCACUGGUAUCGGUGAGAUUUUACGAGCCGUAGAUUUAAACUCUUUUCUCUUGCAGCUCGGGGACAAAACGGCAACACGCAUGUUGGCUUCUCUGGGCAGAGGGGUGGACUUGGUGGCAGCUAUCCCCAGAAUCAACUCAGACAUGCCUCUGGUUCUCCUGGCUCAGCCCAGAGCAGUAGCUUCAACACAGUCCCUGAAGUUAGUGGUGGUUAUAGCCAGAGAUUUCCCAGUAGCCGCUCCACACAAACUGUUUCACAGCCGGCUAAAAGUGUCUUUGCUUCAGGCAAGUUGGUGCAGAGCAGCUCUGAGUCAAAGCCCAACUGGCAACCGACCAGGUGGAGUCAGGGAACUGUUCAAAAGAUGCCCAAGAAGAAGCCGUUUGCCUUUUCUGGUUCUAUCGCUGGUGGCAGUUCUCUCAGCAAGUACGAUAAGACUCCGAUUAGCGAGAAGAGAACUCGGCCAGUUCAGCAGGGAACACCAAGUAGGAGCAGCUAUCGGUCCAGCAGUCCUGCUUCUCUUCAGAGUCCCAGAGGAAGCUUCAAGUCUUCAGCUGUUCCUGAAACACCAGCCUCCUCUGGGAGGAAAGGUUCUUCUACGUCUACGAAGUCUUCCAGCCAGUCCAGAGCAGGUGCUGCGUCACGAAGAAUCCCUGUUCGGACCAAGACCUCAGCCAGUGUCGCUGCUAGGAGAGUGUCUUCACGUCGUAGAACCAAACUGAGAAAUAAGCCCAGCCCGACUCGGGCUGUGAACCCAAGCCAGCUGGUUCCUGUGAGUGUGAGUAACCUCCCUUCCUCCUGGACCAGCAGUACGGGGCCCUCGGGUCAGGGGUUCGCUCCGUCCAGAACCUACAACAUCCCUCAGAGCUUUGGUGGCUUCGCUAUCAGACGGCUGAAAGAACCUGCUGACCAGAAGGAAGUGAGUGUUGGGAAGCCACAGCAGGUCUACGGGGCCCAGCAGGCCCCUGCUGCUGUGAAGCCCGCCCACGUGGCCCCCCAGAGGCCCCUUGCUCCUCCUCUGCAUCAGGUCUACGUGGCCCCCCAGAGGCCCCUUGCUCCUCCUCUGCAUCAGGUCUACGCUGCCCCCCAGAGGCCCCUUGCUCCUCUGCAUCAGGCCUAUGUGGCCCCUCAGCGGCCCUCUGCAUCCUUCAAGCCACAGGUCCUGAGUGUCCGUCCGGAGGCCAGUUGGAAGAGGUUCGGGCCCCCUGGGGGACGGUAGCAGGUGCAGCAGGAGUUCUGGGAUGAAUGUCUGGUGUUU